UUGCUCUCUUCUCUCAUUUCUCUCCUCGUACACUACAAUUAAAAAUGGCUUCCCAGACCUGGUUUGACGGCCUUAAGAGGUCCUUCGCCGAUGUUCCCGUUGGCGCAGACAACUCCAUCUCUACCACCGAGUUCCUUGAAGCCGCCGAAUCCCUGACUACCUUGUUCGAUGUGCUCGGAUCUAAGGCUUUCUACCCCGUUAAGAGCGACCUCCUUGGAAAUGUCAAGAAACUCAAAGACCGGCAGCUGGCUGCCCCCGCCGAGUCUGAGACUGUCCAGUCUCUCUCUGUGAAUGAGCUGAAGACCAAGAAGCACAUUGCCUCUGAGGGUCUGCUCUGGCUUGUUAGGGGUCUUGACUUCACUGCCCAAUCCCUCCGCCGCCACGUCGACAACACCUCCGAGAAGCUCGCUGACUCCUUCCGUGGAGCCUACGGCGUUACCCUCAGCAAGCACCACGGUUGGGCUAUCAAGCCGGUCUUUAACCUGGCCAUGGGUGCUGCCCCUGACAAUGAGAGCUUCUACAAGUCCCUGGCCUCCAGCACCUCUGUCUCCGACGAGGUCAAGGCGAAGAUCCAGGAGCAGUUGACCCGCGAGGUGAAGGCUCUGGAGAACAUCGUUUCCAUUCUUCAGAAGUUCCAGGAGCAGCCGGAUGCCAAGUGGUAGAUCUAAAGGUGACCAUUCGCGUUGUUUCCGUUCAUUCACAACCAUUUCUAGUGCAUAAUAUUUCAUCGUAUCAUGCUCUAAACAUGUAUAUAGGUGGCUAUACAUACCUGAUUUCAGAAGCGAGCAGGACCUCUAUUCAGGACACAGUUGCUUUAUAAAAGAGCUCAUCAUAUUAUUCAAAGAUAUCAUACAAUACUACAUACUAUGUUGCUGUGCUGGCUUACCUUUGCCUUUCUUGGUCGCCAUUGUGAC
This is a messenger RNA of Aspergillus nomiae NRRL 13137, 914 nucleotides long. RefSeq names its product GLTP domain-containing protein. Lineage: Eukaryota; Fungi; Ascomycota; Eurotiomycetes; Eurotiales; Aspergillaceae. Gene Ontology annotation, cellular component: cytoplasm; cytosol; membrane. The transcript has 4 exons. Gene Ontology annotation, molecular function: ceramide 1-phosphate binding; ceramide 1-phosphate transfer activity. The coding region runs from base 45 to 662 and encodes 205 amino acids. The record is from RefSeq and is a predicted model, not a curated record. Gene Ontology annotation, biological process: ceramide transport; intermembrane lipid transfer.